GUUGAUUAAAGAAUGGAAAAUGCACAUUAUUCGCACAGUAAACCAAGACAGAGCAAGAACGAAUAUUUUGAAAAAUAUGAAGUCGGAUGAAGCACUUCUAGAAAGAGAUUGGGCUAUGAAGUUCCUUCCCCUACAAUACAGAGAAUCCCAAGCAAAAUGGUUUGCUAAAAGAGGGCUGUCAUGGCAUAUCAGUGUUCUGUCAUGGAAAGAGGAAGCCUUAAGAUCAGCUACCUUUGUUCAUGUUUUUGAUAUUGCAAAUCAGGAUGCAAUAACAUCAGCUGCCAUUCUGCAAGAUACUCUGGGUCGAAUAAAGAAUCUUAAUGCAGCAAUACAGAAUGUUUAUGUACGGUCUGACAAUGCUGGCUGUUACCAUUCAGUUUAUGGCAUUGGAGUUGUUCCUUGCAUUAACCAAAUGAACAGAAAUGAUAUGAAUAUAAAACGAAUGGAUUUCUGUGACCCACAAGGCGGUAAAUCAAUUUGUGAUCGAAAAGCUGCUCAUAUAAAAUGGUACAUAAAAAGAUUUGUGAAUGAAGGAAAUAAUGUCUUGAAUGCCAGUGACUUCAAGGCUGCUCUUGAAAACAAGAUGAACAAUGUUCAAGUUAUUGUGUCUUUGCCACCAAUUUCCAAAUCACCAAAAGUGUUGCUGAAAUUACAAAACAUCAGUCAGCUUUUUGAUUUCAGUUAUGACAACAGAAAUUUGACUGCUUGGAAGCAGUAUGAGAUCGGAAAAGGCAAAACAAUAAAUUAUGACACUGCAGGAAUUAAUUUAAAUUGGGUAAUCCCUGAAAUUACUCCUAAGUCUGUAUCCGAGGUCACAUUAACAUCUCCACCUAUGGAAACACAGACAAACGUAAAUUCUUCAUCACCCACAUGUCAAGAACAAGAUGCAACAGCAUCUUCAUGUAUAGAUGUCAGCAACCAAGAAAUGGUGGAAUCGUCGUGUGCAGAUGACUGCAGCAAUGUAUUCACCUGUCCAGAGGAUGGAUGCAUAUCUACAUUUUUAAGAUACGGCCAUUUGUGUAACCACUUAGAUACAGGAAACCACACUUUUUCAGUUGAGAGAAUGGACUUGCAGGAUCGCUCAAGAUUUUCGUAUGCUAUCCUAAUUGAAAAUAGACUUACUGGUCCAAAUUUGAAUGGAUCAAAAGAUGCUUCUUCAGGUGUGAGCACUUUGGAGAGAGGAUGGGCUUUUAAAAAAAAGAGAGAAGUCAAAAGAUUUACUGAAACUCAAAAAUCCUUUAUGACCAAGAAAUUCAACCAAGGUGAAUCAACAGGAUUCAAAUGUGAACCUGAAGAAGUGGCACGAGAGAUGAGAAGUGUAAAAAAUGACAAUGGUGAACGAAUUUUCCACUAUGGAGAUUUUCUCUCAGCAUCUCAAAUUGCAAGUUUUUUUAGUAGACUUUCGUUAAAGAAAAGGCAGAUGUCUAACACUGACUAUGAAGAAAAUGACUUGACAGCUGAAGGGAACAUGAACAAUUUGAAUCAGAUUUCUGAUGUGGCUCUUAAAGCAGUGAACUAAAAUACAUUUUCUAACUAAAAUAAAGAUUUUAAUAUCAAAGUUUUUGGAAGGGGAUAUAGGAAUCACCCUGUUUGCUUGUCCAUCUGUCUGUGGACAACACUUGGAUACUACUGCUCUAGCUCUAGUUGACUAACAUAGAUAAUAUCUGAAAUCGAAUGUGUCAUACUUCUUGUUUACUGUGCAUAAAUGUACAUUGAAGAACAUUUAUAAUUAUUUCUAGCAAAAUAUCUCUGUAAAAUAUUUGACUGUACACUUCAGAAAACAUUUAGUCUCAGAAUCAGAUACCAGAUAUGCUAUAGUGGUGCCUAGUUGUGUCGCGUGCAUAGCAAGGGGACACUUAGGGAUCACUUCUCCAUCGUCUGUCAGUCUGACCGUCUGUCCAUCAGUCCAUCUGUCUGUCACACUUUGAAAUAAGUCAUCCGCAGGAGACACACAUAUUCGAUGGAACACUCUUGUUUUACGUUCAUAUCUGUGAUACUUUUAGUGAGCAUUGAUAUUUGAACCAGUUGAUUGAUCUUUGAUAGUAAAACAAGAUAAACUUUAAUAUGAAGUUGCUUUAAGCUACAUUUUCACAAGGGAGCCUUGCUGAUGUUUAGGUUUAUGUUCAUGUGAAUAAGUAUAAGGUCGUCUUGUGUUUCACCGACACUACCUCUCGUUGUUUUUAGGUUCAUAACGAAUAACAAACAUGGUAUAGCAAUGAAAAUUAGCCAGAAGAUAGAGCUUUGGAGUCCCUUUGGGUUGUUGCGUCAUUUUGACAUAUAAUUUCGGUUUUCGUUAUAUCAUAUAUGGUGAAGUUUUCGCGUAUUUGGUCCACAUUUUGACUAUAUUGUAUGAGACAUUGUACAGCAAUGAUACUUAUUAUUACUUAUAUAGGGUAAGUACAACAGGGUUGACAGUUGAUUAGUAUGCCAUGACCCAAAUAUUCCACUUGAGAGGCUUUAUUUUCCUGGGUAUAUGUUUCAUGUUUUGCUGAUCCCAGUCAAGUCGGUUGCUAGGGUAUAAAUUUCGUUGCUAUGGAGAUUUCUUUUCCUAUUGUUUUGUAAAAAAAGUCAUACAUUUUGUGGAGAUUAUUGUACAGUACUAUGUUUCUGUAAAUUUGGUAUCUAACUGUCAAAUAUCUGUUGUAAUAUUAAAAAAAAUUGCCAAAACGUGCGAAAAUCCAUUGAAAGUGUUUUGAAAAAAUUGCGAAUUUUGAUUUCUGAAAAAAAAAAUUGGGACAUCCAACUACCAAUUUUUUUCAUAUUACUUCAUAGUAUUGGGAUAUAUCUUUAACUUGAUAUGACACACAAUAUCUCGGGUUGUUGCGUUUUUAAGUAUUCAACUUUUGAAAAACUUAAUUUUCCACAGAUAUUCACAUCAUGAAAACCUUGUCAUUUUUCGGUUACCAUAGCAACCAUAUCAGAAUUUCAAAAAAUACUUACAGACAUACAGAUAUUUUCUCCUUAUGCAUCUUUCAUUAUUUCAGUAUCAAAAAACAAAUUUAGACCUUCCAAUUGUUCCCCCUCUGCACUUGAAUAUGUCUAAAUUUGUAUUAUUUUACAAUGUUUCAUUGAGAAUUUACUAUGCAAAUCACAUUUGUUGCCAUGGAAACCAAUGAUAAUGAAUAAAUUUGUUAAAUUUGUCUAAAA
Messenger RNA from Saccostrea echinata, 3147 nucleotides. RefSeq lists its product as uncharacterized. NCBI's taxonomy places the organism in Eukaryota, Metazoa, Mollusca, Bivalvia, Ostreida, Ostreidae. The transcript is spliced from 4 exons. The record is from RefSeq and is a predicted model, not a curated record. Bases 20 to 1519 code for a protein of 499 amino acids.